UUCUUUCUCUCGACUUGAUUUUCCUGAAAAAAGAUACAAAAUGCCGGACCACUUGGGUAGUGAUAUGCGAAAAACAAAGACUGAAGAUAAAGAAGACAAACCUAUUCAAUCCUUGGAUGAAGGAGACAUCGCACUUCUCAAAUCAUAUGGAGCUGGGCCCUACACAAAACCAAUCAAGCAAGUAGAAGAUGACAUCCAAGCCAUCGUCAAGAGGGUCAAUGAACUUACAGGUAUCAAGGAAUCCGACACAGGACUAGCCAACCCUGCGCUAUGGGAUCUGCAGGCUGACAAGCAAACCCUUACCAGCGAGCAGCCUCUGCAGGUGGCUCGAUGCACAAAGAUCAUCAAUGCAGACACGGAGGAUGCCAAGUACAUCAUCAACGUCAAACAGUUCGCCAAGUUUGUGGUGGACCUACACGAUAACGUGGCACCGACAGACAUAGAAGAGGGCAUGAGGGUCGGGGUUGAUCGUAACAAGUACCAGAUUCACAUUCCACUGCCACCCAAGAUUGACCCAACGGUUACCAUGAUGCAGGUUGAAGAAAAGCCAGACGUGACCUACUCCGACAUCGGAGGCUGUAAAGAACAAAUCGACAAACUACGGGAAGUUGUAGAAACACCUCUACUACAUCCGGAGAGGUUUGUGAACCUAGGUAUUGAGCCUCCCAAGGGUGUCCUACUGUACGGGCCUCCCGGGACCGGUAAGACGCUUUGCGCCAGGGCCGUGGCUAACAGAACAGAUGCUUGCUUCAUCAGGGUCAUUGGGUCAGAGCUGGUGCAGAAAUAUGUAGGAGAGGGUGCUCGGAUGGUGAGAGAGCUUUUUGAGAUGGCCAGAGGCAAGAAGGCUUGCCUAAUUUUCUUUGACGAAAUUGAUGCAAUUGGAGGUGCCAGGUUUGACGACGGAGCAGGAGGUGACAAUGAGGUCCAGCGAACCAUGUUGGAACUCAUCAACCAGCUUGAUGGCUUUGAUCCCCGUGGUAACAUCAAGGUUCUCAUGGCAACAAACCGACCCGACACACUAGACCCCGCCCUUGUUAGACCAGGAAGACUGGACAGGAAGGUGGAGUUUGGAUUGCCAGACUUAGAGGGUCGUUCACAUAUCUUCAAGAUUCACGCUCGAUCCAUGAGUGUGGAGAGGGACAUCAGGUAUGAGCUGCUGGCCAGGCUCUGUCCAAACUGUACUGGUGCUGAGAUCCGCAGUGUGUGCACGGAGGCUGGUAUGUUUGCCAUCAGAGCUAGGAAGAAGGUUGCCAGCGAGAAGGACUUCAGAGAUGCCAUCAACAAGGUCAUCAAGGCAUACGCCAAAUUCAGCUCCACGCCACGCUACAUGACAUACAACUAGACUUAUAGAAUAAACCAUUUCUGUUUUGUAUAG
This is a messenger RNA of Strongylocentrotus purpuratus (purple sea urchin), 1375 nucleotides long. RefSeq names its product 26S proteasome regulatory subunit 7 (gene psmc2). Gene Ontology annotation, molecular function: proteasome-activating activity; ATP binding; ATP hydrolysis activity. Bases 41 to 1342 code for a protein of 433 amino acids. The record is from RefSeq and is a predicted model, not a curated record. The transcript has 11 exons. Gene Ontology annotation, cellular component: proteasome regulatory particle, base subcomplex. Gene Ontology annotation, biological process: proteasome-mediated ubiquitin-dependent protein catabolic process. Lineage: Eukaryota; Metazoa; Echinodermata; Echinoidea; Camarodonta; Strongylocentrotidae.